AUGGCAAACAUCGAGAAACUCCAGUUCCUGACCCUAAAAAUAACUGGCGAAAAUUACGUCGGGUGGGUCACAAACGUGAAACCAUAUCUGGUGAUGAAAAAGAUAACCGAAACAAUUGUAAUCGGUAACAAAUCACCACCCGAGCAUAUAGCCGAAGCGAUAAUCUUCCUAAAGAAGCAUUUAGAUGAAAAUCUAAAGCACGACUAUGCAAACGUCGAGGACCCAGCUGAACUGUGGCAAACUUUAAAAGAAAGGUUCGAUAACCAGAGACAAAUCAACCUCCCUCACGCUCUAGAAGAGUGGAAAAAUCUGAGGUUCCAAGAUUUUCAAAAGGUUGAGGAUUACAAUUCCGCUGUCCUGAGGAUAGUUACACUCCUGAAAAAAUGCGGAUACACGAAAUUUUCUGAAUUGAUGGUUGCGCUCAUGUUGGCUGAAAAGAACAAUGAGCUCUUAAUCAAAAACCACAAUUUUCGACCUACGGGAGCCAAAGCAUUCCCUGAAGUGAAUGCUACGGCGGUAGAAAAUUCAGAAAGAAGGAACCAGAUCAACCGAGGUUAUGGUCGCCAUUUCAAUAAUAAACGUGGAAAACUUACAAUCCCAAAUGGAAGGGAUCUAACAAGUGGGUUAGAUCCGAACAAGUUUCUAAGGAAAUGGAUCAGAAUGCUAAUGAAGCAAAAUCCAAGAAACGGAUUCGUGAAAUAUGCAUACCAGAUAGUGGAACAACGCACACUAUUCUGA
Messenger RNA from Brassica oleracea var. oleracea, 738 nucleotides. RefSeq lists its product as uncharacterized. Bases 1 to 738 code for a protein of 245 amino acids. The transcript is spliced from 3 exons. NCBI's taxonomy places the organism in Eukaryota, Viridiplantae, Streptophyta, Magnoliopsida, Brassicales, Brassicaceae. The record is from RefSeq and is a predicted model, not a curated record.